AUGAAAAGUGCUGAUUUUGAAUAUUUAAUAAAUCAAAUAGGCCAUAAAAUAGGCAAAAAGACGACUCCAUUUAGAGAUCCAAUUCCUGUACGAGAAAGGUUAGCCGUUACACUCAGAUUUUUGGCAAGCGGAGAUUCUUACCGAAGUUUGAGUUAUAUAGUCACAUUUUCGACUCAAAGUAUAUCUGUGAUUGUGCCAAAAGUUUGUAACGCGCUCAUUGCCUGUUUGAGUGACAAAAUAAAAAUGCCAAAACUUCAGGAGGAAUGGCUACAAGUUGCAAAUGAUUUCAACAGGAUGUGGAAUUAUCCCCAUUGUUGUGGGAGUAUCGAUGGAAAACAUAUAUGUUUACAAGCUCCAAUAAACACUGGCAGUGACUACUUCAAUUAUAAAGGAUUUUUUAGCAUAGUGCUUUUAUCUAUAGUAGGUGCUAAAUACUCUUUCACGUUUGUGAGUGUGGGAUGCCAAGGGCGUUUGUCUGAUGGUGGAGUUUUCACGAACACGACAUUUAAGCAAUGA
This is a messenger RNA of Acanthoscelides obtectus, 516 nucleotides long. NCBI's taxonomy places the organism in Eukaryota, Metazoa, Arthropoda, Insecta, Coleoptera, Chrysomelidae. The record is from the annotation of a GenBank genome assembly.